AUGCUCUUUCCCCUUUUCUUCCAGCUAGGAGGAGGCUACGAUGACUAUGUGAACUUCACCUGGAAGUUGCGCGCUUUCAUGUCCGGUCCAACUUUACGCGAUGACGACGAGAUCGAGGUGGAGAAGCCAGGCUCGCCUACAGAUGAUGAUUUUUCGAGCUCCUCAGGGUCCAUCUCUGAACACGAGAUCCGUUCCGGACGACCGAGUGACUCUGGCCGUCCCGAGGUAGCAAGAACAGUCAGCCAUGUCCGCGAUGGGAUCGAGAGCCGACACGAUGUCGAGGCUGCGCUCCCACUUGAGAAGCAGCCAACUCCGAGGCACCUAGCAGACCCAAACCUCGUAACCUGGAAUACCGAGGACCCGGAGAACCCCAAGACUUGGGAAACGGGUCAGAAGUGGGCCGCUGUCUUUGUGGUGUCGACGUUCACGUUGAUCAGCCCCGUAUCAUCCACCAUGACAGCACCAGCAUUAGGCUCCAUUGCCAGCGAAUUGAACAUUACAAAUGAGUUUGAGAAGCAACUUUCACUCUCGAUCUUCGUCCUCGCAUACGCAAUCGGUCCUCUCCUUCUCGGUCCUCUGAGUGAGCUGUACGGCCGCGUCAUCGUCCUUCAGCUUGCUAACCUCUUCUACCUCUUCUUCAACCUCGGAUGUGGCCUGUGCCACACUAAGGUGCAGCUGAUAGUAUUCCGGUUCCUUGCUGGGUUCGGCGGGUCUGCUCCCCUCGCGAUCGGCGGUGGGAUCCUUUCAGACUUGUUUACAGCCGAGGAGCGAGGGAGAGCCAUGAGUAUCUACAGCCUCGCACCUCUUCUUGGGCCAGCCAUUGGCCCCAUCGCGGGAGCAUUUAUAUCCGAGAACACAUCUUGGCGCUGGAUUUUCUACGCCACAACUAUAGCUGACGCCUUGAUACAAUGUGCAGGGCUCUUCCUUCUUAGGGAGACCUACACUCCGGUUCUGCUGCGUUGGCGCAAGGAAAAGCUCAUCAAAGAGACAGGAAACACGGACCUACACACUGACUUCGACGACCCGGACAAGACCGUUUCCAGAACGUUGGCCACGGCUUUUGUGAGGCCCUUUCGCAUGCUGUUCACUCAGCCAAUUAUCCAGGUCCUUGCCAUUUACAUGAUGUUCCUUUACGGGCUGAUGUAUCUCAUCUUGUCUACAUUCCCAGGCCUCUGGGCAUCAUACGGGAUGAGCACUGGAAUUGGUGGGCUGAACUACAUAGCACUUGGGCUCGGGUUCUUCCUUGGAGCCCAGAUCUGCGCUCCCUUUCAGGACCGUAUCUAUGCCCGUCUAAAAAAGCACUACAACGUGUCCGUGGGGCGCCCGGAGUUCCGUAUUCCCAUGAUGGUACCUGGGGCUAUUAUGAUGCCUGUCGGCCUCGUUAUAUACGGCUGGACUGCUCAGUAUCGGGUUCAUUGGAUCGGACCUGAUGUAGGUGUUGUCAUAUUGUCCAUGGGGGUCAUCGUUGGCUUUCAGGCUAUCCAGGGUUUUCUGGUGGAUUCUUACACCAGGUACGCUGCGAGCGCCGUUGCAGCAGCCACAGUACUUCGCAGUCUCGCUGGUUUUGGGUUCCCGCUCUUCGCCCCCAGCUUAUAUGCCAGGCUGGACUAUGGCUGGGGAAACACUAUGCUUGCUUUCAUCGGUGUUGUGAUCGGUUGGCCCGGCCCAAUCUUGUUGUGGAAAUACGGGCAGAAGUUGAGGGAGAAAUCUACCUUUGCGGCAGGGCCAAGAUGA
Diaporthe citri is the source of this 1734-nucleotide messenger RNA. RefSeq lists its product as uncharacterized. Gene Ontology annotation, molecular function: transmembrane transporter activity. Gene Ontology annotation, biological process: transmembrane transport. The transcript is spliced from 4 exons. Bases 1 to 1734 code for a protein of 577 amino acids. Lineage: Eukaryota; Fungi; Ascomycota; Sordariomycetes; Diaporthales; Diaporthaceae. The record is from RefSeq and is a predicted model, not a curated record.